Molecule: messenger RNA, 462 nt
Organism: Rotaria sp. Silwood2
Lineage: Eukaryota; Metazoa; Rotifera; Eurotatoria; Philodinida; Philodinidae
Source: the annotation of a GenBank genome assembly
AUGGCUGUUCUUUAUCAACGAAAUGAAAUUAAUUUCGAAUGUACAAGCACAUCAGUAACAGUACCAAACAAUGAUGUUGCACGGCUGAUUGAUGCUCUCUGUCGUGACAGUUCAAAUAAAUUCUAUAAAAUACAUCAAGUUCGUCAUCAAUUAGUAGCAGCUGAAUCAAUUGUUAUAGCUGGACAAGUACGAGAAGUGAAUCAAAUAAUGACAUAUAAAAUAGCAUGGAUGAAAACUUAUUAUUAUGAACCAAUGCAAAGACUUGUAGCAAGAUUCGAUACUUCAUCUCAAACGAACACAUAUAGACCAACUUAUACGCCAAGUGUUGUACAACAACCAUAUAUAAAAAAUAGUUCCUCUUCAUGUACUUCUCGUCGCAUCUGUUAUGCAUUUUGUUGUGUCUUUGUCAUAAUUCCAUCAAUCAUUGGUAUCAUUAUUGGUAUUAUUAAAGCUACGAAGUAG